AUGCCCCGCGCCGAAGUUGGAACCCCCAAAUAUGUGGCCAACAAGAUGAAGUCAAAAGGCUUGCAGCGCCUGCGAUGGUACUGCCAAGUCUGCGAGAAGCAAUGUCGGGACGAGAAUGGUUUCAAAUGUCAUGCGCAAUCCGAAUCCCACCUGCGCCAAAUGCUCGUCGUUGGCGAAAAUGCGGGCAGACACAUCAAUAAUUUCUCGCAAGAGUUCCAGUCGGAGUUUGUUCGUCUCCUCUCACGUCGCUUUGGAACCAAACGCGUUCGAGCAAAUCAGGUGUAUCAGGAGUAUAUUUCAGAUAAAAACCAUCUACACAUGAACGCAACCCGUUGGGUCACUCUCACCGAGUUUAUCAAGCACCUUGGGCGGGCGGGUAUCGCAAGAGUUGAUGAAACGGAGAAAGGAUGGUUCAUUGCAUGGGUAGACAACAGCCCAAAGGCCUUGGCUAAGCAGGAGGCUUCGCUGAAGAAAGACCGGGCAGCCAUGUCUGAUGAGCAGCGAGAGCGCAUUCUCAUUGCGGAGCAAAUCACCCGAGCCAAAGCAGAAGAGACGGAAACUGCUGGCCCAUCGACGGCUUCCUCCUCUUCUUCUACAACCCCCGUUGAAGACAAAGAAUUGAAGCGUGACGAAGGCGAAAAACUUGUGCUUUCGUUUUCGGCCAAAGCGGCACCCGCACCUGUAGCUGUUGCUCCAACGCUUUCGUUCAAGGCAAAUCCCCUGAAAGCCAACCCGCUGAAGCCGAAUCCGUUGAAACGACCCAACGUAUUCAAAGCCGGAACAACUCCGUCGGAGAGCAGUAAUGACAAGAAGCGGCCAGCAGGUCUUUCAGUGGCCGAACAACUCAUUUUGGAGGACCAGGAGCGGAAACGACGCAGACUCGAGUAG
Mycena indigotica is the source of this 888-nucleotide messenger RNA. RefSeq names its product Kin17-mid domain-containing protein. Gene Ontology annotation, cellular component: nucleus. Gene Ontology annotation, molecular function: double-stranded DNA binding. Bases 1 to 888 code for a protein of 295 amino acids. NCBI's taxonomy places the organism in Eukaryota, Fungi, Basidiomycota, Agaricomycetes, Agaricales, Mycenaceae. The transcript is spliced from 4 exons. Gene Ontology annotation, biological process: DNA replication; DNA damage response. The record is from RefSeq and is a predicted model, not a curated record.